This is a messenger RNA of Hippocampus comes (tiger tail seahorse), 393 nucleotides long. RefSeq names its product phosphoglycerate kinase-like. Gene Ontology annotation, cellular component: cytosol. The transcript has a single exon. Gene Ontology annotation, molecular function: phosphoglycerate kinase activity; ATP binding; ADP binding. The annotation marks the transcript as partial. Lineage: Eukaryota; Metazoa; Chordata; Actinopteri; Syngnathiformes; Syngnathidae. The record is from RefSeq and is a predicted model, not a curated record. Gene Ontology annotation, biological process: gluconeogenesis; glycolytic process.
UGUGCCGAUGACACUAUCUACCCUCCUGGCACCAACGCUGUAAUCUCAAGCGGAUUCAGAAAUCUGCAAACAAAUUCACACCGGGACCAGCAUUUGCUCAGCCUGAUAACCGAUUUCAACUUCUCCCGAGUGAGACCUCGGAUCCGUGUGGCCGAAACGAGAAGAAAGCAGGAAUUUCUGUCUUCCUCCCCUCAGAUCGGCAACUCCCUGUAUGACGAGGAGGGCGCCGGCAUCGUCAAGGACCUGAUGGCCAAGGCCGAGAAGAACGGCGUCAAGAUCACGCUGCCCGUCGACUUUGUCACCGCCGACAAGUUCGACGAGAAGGCCGCCACGGGUGUCGCCACCGUCGCCGCCGGCAUCCCCGCUGGCUGGAUGGUGAGUGGCGCCUUUUCU